AUGGCGAGUCGAAUUACUUCGAACAUGACACUCCCCAUACGGCGACUCGUUCGAGCCCAUGGAAACUCCACAUUUAAACGAGCUGCUUUUAUUUUCUGCGCAACACUUUUUACCUGUGCUCUAUUCACCGGAAUUAUCAUCCUUUACCUCGUGGUUCUCCCCUACCUUCAUGAGCAUGGCUUCGAGGAAAGUUUGUGUGUAGUCGCUGAAAUUGAACCUGAAAGACCUAUCAUCAAAUGUGAAAACCGCUGUUCAAGAGAAAGAUCUCGGUUUCCCUGUCUGCGAGUGAGAGUUAUGUUCCAGAGGGGUAAUGCGAAUUAUUCGGCUACACUAUUCGAUACUAUCGAAACGCAUGAGCAUUAUCGCCGUUAUAGGGCGAGUUUGAAAUAUUAUGAAGAAAACGAAUUCGCCGUUCAGGUCUUCCGUUGGCGGCUGCUAAAACAACCCAGUUUCCGCUGUUUUGUUUCCUCUGAAUUACAUGGACAUGAAGCCCUCAUGCAUAAAUUUCAUCGGGCUUCUACUGUGACUUAUGGAAUUGUAUUACCUGUUUUCGUAUGCCUUGUCGCCCUGAUGGCUUUACUACUCCUCUGGUACUUCUAUGGAUGUAGCUUCUGGCAUUUGCAAGAUGAGCAAAGCUCCUUUGGUUGUAUGGUUGCUCGGCCUAUUGCAGUAGUAGAGUGA
Molecule: messenger RNA, 681 nt
Organism: Rodentolepis nana
Lineage: Eukaryota; Metazoa; Platyhelminthes; Cestoda; Cyclophyllidea; Hymenolepididae
Source: the annotation of a GenBank genome assembly